Aureobasidium pullulans EXF-150 is the source of this 2604-nucleotide messenger RNA. RefSeq lists its product as uncharacterized. Gene Ontology annotation, cellular component: nuclear body. Gene Ontology annotation, biological process: mRNA processing; primary miRNA processing. The coding region runs from base 1 to 2604 and encodes 867 amino acids. The record is from RefSeq and is a predicted model, not a curated record. The transcript is spliced from 3 exons. NCBI's taxonomy places the organism in Eukaryota, Fungi, Ascomycota, Dothideomycetes, Dothideales, Saccotheciaceae.
AUGGACGCUUUUGAUACCUACGGCGCAAAUUCGCCCAACGAUCUUUCAAGAGUCGACAGCUAUGAGCGCGAGUCUUAUACCUCUCGCGACAGAGAGCCGUACCGAGAGAGACGCAGGUCGCCGAACUCGGACCGACGUGCUCGCGUUGCUGGCCGUAACCGCUCCCGCUCUCCCACCCAAAUUGACCGCUACCAGCCUGAUCGUUCCCGUGACGAUUACUACCGCGGACGUGAAGACUAUCCCCGCGACAGACGCCGCUCGUCUCCUCAAAUCCAACCAGGCGGCCCGAAAAGCAUCGACCGUUACGUUCCGGACAAUGUCAUUCCAGUGAACCAACUCAGGGACCCUCUGUUGGAAGCUUCACAGGUCGGUUUCAGCUACUUUGCCGAGUGGUGGAAAGCCGAGCAAGAUAUCAAACAACAACGCGACCGUCAAAAGAAUGGAGGUCGUCGUCCCGAGCCGGUCAAGGAAUCACACAGCGAACAGCGAUCAAAGAUACAGAACGCCUACGAUCAGUACAAACUGAACUGGAACACCCGAAUGGCGAAGCUCUUUGUGCAUGGUCACAAGUAUGACACAUGGUUCCGCGAACGCUAUGUACCAGAGGUUCGCGAUCCGUUGCGCCAGAAGGUUCUUGAUUUCAGACGCGACCUCUUUGCUCGAUGGGACUCGGACUUGACGGCUGGUACCUUCGACGAGUUCACCCUCGAAGGUAUCUACAAGAGCGAAAGUAAUGGUGCUGGUGGUAUCGUUGAAAGGGAGGAAGGCGAGACCAGCGCUGCAGCGGAGGUCUUGGCUGUCUCUGAUCUAUUGCCAUCCAAAGGCGGAGAUGUACGUGACCCUGUGGCCUUCCAGCCGACGUUACUCGUCAAGACUAUCACUCCAGCCGUGUCACGCGAAAGGAUGGAGGAGUUCUGCAAAGAGCAUCUUGGUGAGGGUGAAGGUGGCUACAAGUGGCUGAGCCUGAGCGACCCGAAUCCAGGAAAGAAGUUCCACCGUCUUGGUUGGAUCAUGCUCAACCCUGCAUCUGAUGUACCCGAGGAGGACUCCAAGCGACGCGGAAGCCGGGAUGACGACGACCAAGACGCCGAAGGAGGUGCCAUGGACCAAGACAAGCCAAAUCACACGCAGACCGUUUGCGAAAGAGCGCUGAACGAGAUCAACAACAAGACAAUUCAAGACCCCGAGAAGGGCGACUUUACUGUCCAUGUCGGCAUUCAUCACCCACAGGAAACCCCGAGGAAGAAAGCUUUGUGGGACCUCUUCUCUGCCCCGGAACGUGUCGAACGCGAUCUGGAUCUUGCUCUCCGCUUGGUCAGGAAACUCGACUCCGAGAUGGGUGAAGACUAUGAUGGUGUUGCAAGAAUCGAGCAGCGUAUUGACGAACUGGCUGGCAAGGGCUAUCUGCAACCACCUAUUCCGGCUCCCAAGGUCGUCAAAGAUGAAGAUGUCGACGAAGGCGAGAUGGAAGAAGGAGAAGAGGAUGAAGGUGGCAUCGAUGAAGACGUCGAUGACGAGGACCUGUUGAUCAAGAAGAAGAAGCUCGAUCUGCUCGUCGAGUAUCUUCGUCGCGUUUUCAACUUCUGCUUCUACUGCGUGUUUGAGUGUGACUCAGUCCAUGAGUUGCAGCGCAAAUGUGCAGGAGGGCAUCUUCGUCGUCCUCGCGCAAGUUUGACUUCAGCGGCCAAAGAGACUGCUAGAGCGACUGCCAACGGAGAACCGUUCCCACUCAAGCGCCAAGAAGGCGGUCUUGGAGAUGGCGAAGACGGCUCACCGGUCGAGGAAAGAAAGUCUGCUCCUCGAGCUUACGGUAAGAACCAGCUUCAGAAGGCAUACAACUGGGUCAAGACUUUCGAAGAGAAGCUGCUCAUGAUUCUUGAGCCCGAGAACGUCGAUCUCAGAAAGCUCGGCGGCAAGCCUGUGGAAGAGGGUCUGGAGGAAGACAUGAUCAAGUUCGUUAAACAGGAGGACGAGUUCAAGUUCAGGUGCAAGGUUCCGGACUGCACAAAGCUCUUCAAGGGUGAAAACUUCUGGAAGAAGCAUGUGGAAAAGAGACAUCAAGAUUGGCAUGACAAACUCAAGGAAGACAUUGAGCUUGUCAACCGCUAUGUCCUCGACCCAGCGAGACUUGCACAGGGACGCAAUGAUGCCAGCAGCAACGGACACUUCCCUGUCAACAACAACAUGCCUACCGGCACACCUCGCAACUUUAGCUUGAACAGCAUGCCGUUCUUCCCUAACGGUAUGCCUAUGCCGAACGCAGCUGGUCCUCCUGGGUUCAAUCCUUUCGUUGCUGGACAAUUCCCAGUCACUGUGCCUGGUUGGAGCAUGCAGGGCGGCGACCGUGGCACUGGUCCAAUGAGAACUGGCGGUAUGCGCACUAACAACGCUCGUGCGCCAGGUCCAUACGACCGUGGUGGCAUGAGAGCUGAGCCACGACGUAGCAUCAGUGGCCGUCUGACGCCCCCUCGUAGAGGCAUGUUCAUGGAAGGAGGAGAGCACACAGUUGGGCCUAGGCAAGCAGUUGAGGGUCGCACAAUGAAGAGUUACAAUGACCUUGAUGCAGCUGGCAGUGCUGGAGGAGCAGAAGAGCUGAACUACUAA